AUGCCCAGAUCCGAAUCGUUAAUUGCCCCAAAUAUCACCCGGAGCGGCGGUCUUCGCAUCGUGGUGCUGCACGUUUUAUUGGUGCAGCUUGUGAGCAGCUCUACUCCAUGCCACAUCCCUUUCAAAGGACUUUGGUGGCAAGGAGAGCGUCAGGUCCUUAUCUCUGACCAUCACUGGGGAAACUAUGGCGAAUGUUUGAACAAGAAUAACGACCAUCACUUUUUGCUGAAAAGCAAUAUUUCCCGCACCCUCUGCUUCCGGUGCGUUAUCGCGUUUCCGGUCCAUGAGAAUGUCGUCCAGUUCAAAGCAACUAGCUGCCUGCGAGACCCUGGGCUGACGUUGCACAGCUGCAGAAAUGAAUUUCGUGGGGAUGCGCCGAUGAUUACGCUAUUUAAAGCCGAAGCCAAACCUGAGAAGUGCCCCCUAGAGACCCCGCUCAACUUCACCUAUUCCACCGCCCAGGGGACGUGUCACUCACGGAUCUCCAGCAUCCAGCCAUGCGUCAACGAGAAGAAGCUGAAGCUCGACUACAAGGCUUGCCCAGAAUUGCCGACGGUUGAAGCUUCAGGCUCCGAGCUAGAAUGUCUUGGCUCAUGGCAAAGCAUGGGCGCCCACUUCAUCGCCGCCCGAAUUUCGGCCCAUGGCAAGCGCCCAUCCCAUCGAUGCCUAAUCGUGGAAGGCGGUCGAAGACACGGAAACCUCGGCAUCUCCGCCGAUUCCUCCUGCCAAGAGCUCACCCACCUCAGCGCCGCCUCCAAGCUGCUCGCUUACAAGCUUGAUACAAAAAUCACCGCCGGCUGCGAGUACCCGGAUUAUUUGCAAGAGAUCCAUUGGAAAGCCGCUACCACAGCGCAUAGCCAUCGUUUUAAAGCGGGAACCUGGCACUCCAGCCACUCGGCCACACGAUUUUCAAAUCGAUUGUGCAUCGGGGAAAUAGUGAUCGAUGCUGCGCUGUCUACGGAGGAAUCCAGAAGCAGAGAAAAGGAUCCAAUCCGAUUCUACCGGACACAUACAACCGAGGGGUGUUCCGUUGGGUUCCAGUGUGUUCGAAUAAAACAAAUUUCCCGAACAGUCGUACAACUCGAAUUCGGCAUUAUCUCCCCCAACGAGUAUGAGCCAUGCGACGAUGCGAUGGUUGUAAUGCAGAGAGAAACAUUGGUAGAAGUAGGCGCCAGGACCCAAUGCCCAUCAAUCGGGCGCCACUAUAUUCCAACCUGCAAGCAUGCUAUCGUCGAAUCCGGCUGCUCUAACCCACACCAUUUCCACCUACGGAAAAGCUGUACAAAAGAUUAUGAAGAAAUAAUUUGCCUGGCUUCAUGGGCAGACGAUGAAAAUGAAUACUUUUUGGCAAAACACCACCAUCAGCACGGAUUGCAGUGUUUUGUUUUGCACGAUUCUCGGGUGAAAGCCUAUCCAGCGACUUCUUGUGACCGGGAGUCAACGCAAUAUUCGCAUCCAGCGCUGGAUUUUAUAACUACACAUUCCGAACAAUGCAGUCGAUGGAUCUUCGAAAGCCUAUUAUCUUCCUCUUUCCCAACUCACUUCAGCUUCUACCUGGCUUUCCUAGUGCCAUUCCUUGCGGGUCUAUUA
This is a messenger RNA of Mesorhabditis spiculigera, 1590 nucleotides long. The record is from the annotation of a GenBank genome assembly. NCBI's taxonomy places the organism in Eukaryota, Metazoa, Nematoda, Chromadorea, Rhabditida, Rhabditidae.